Molecule: messenger RNA, 1464 nt
Organism: Puccinia graminis f. sp. tritici CRL 75-36-700-3
Lineage: Eukaryota; Fungi; Basidiomycota; Pucciniomycetes; Pucciniales; Pucciniaceae
Product: Fe/S biogenesis protein NfuA
Exons: 4
Coding region: 259-1143 (294 amino acids)
Biological process (GO): iron-sulfur cluster assembly
Cellular component (GO): mitochondrion
Molecular function (GO): iron-sulfur cluster binding; iron ion binding
Source: RefSeq, a predicted model, not a curated record
UUGGCGGUAGGAGAUAUGCCAAUGCGGGUUUGGCCCCUCUUGGGCUAGACCCCGGCGGGGAUGCCGAGGAAGGGGCUUUGUUACCUAAGCUGUGUAGCCUCUGGGACUGGGGCUCUCUGGGUGCGCUCACGACUCACGAGUCUCGAGUAGUGGUGCCAAGUCAAGUUCUCCCAAUCAACACCAUCCUCCAACAGCCAAUCACAGGACUUUGACGUUUUCGUAUAUUCCGACGAAGGUUCGACCAUCAUCCUCAGAACAAUGUCGCUGCUCAAGAACUGCGUGGACCGCUGCUCAACUUCAGUUUAUAAAUUGACCACAUCGACUCUCAAACAUUCUCCUCGGAUCAGUCUAUUCAAUCGUUCACCUCAUCGGCCAUACCAUCAUUCUUCAUUGGUUGGCGAACUUCGUAUCAAGCAACUCAGAAGCUCCUCGCCGUAUCUAGCUCCAAAAAAUCAUCCAUCAAUCUUAAGACAUGCUCGAUCAAUUUUCAUCCAAACGGAACCUACACCCAAUGCGGAUGCGUUGAAGUUUAUACCAGGCAGACCGGUAAUGAAGAGUGGAAGCCGAGAAUUUCUUAAAGGCGAUGAUACCCGAUCGUCGCCACUAGCACGAUCGCUACUAUCGGUUGAAGGCGUCAAAUCGGUAUUUUUCGGGCCCGACUUUAUCAGUAUCAAUAAAGAAAGUGAAGUGGGCUGGCCGACGAUGAAGCCAGAAAUUUACAGCCUCUUGAUGGAAUUUUUCAGUGCAAGUGAUCGACCGGUUGUACAAGAAGGCCCGAUUGAAGAAGAGUCUGGUCCACUUGACACCCGGAUUCAUGAUGACGAUAGUGAAGUUGUGGCGAUGAUCAAAGAGCUGUUAGAUACACGGGUCAGACCUGCAAUCCAGGAAGACGGUGGCGAUUUGGAGUACAAGGGUUUCAAUGAAGAGACCGGGGUUGUUCAAUUGAUGCUUAAGGGUAGCUGUCGGGGAUGUGAUAGCAGUGCAGUGACUCUCAAGAGCGGAAUUGAACGGAUGUUGAUGCAUUAUGUACCGGAAGUGCAAUGUGUAGAGCAAGUGCAAAGUGAAGAGGAAAAAAUGGCUGAAGAUGAAUUUGCUAAGUUUGAAGCUCGUCUCAGAGGAGGUGGAAAAACAGUGGAUAUAUAAUGAGAAGCAUAAUACACAGUUCAAUCAUAUUUUCAUCAUGAUUCACGUCACAUCAUGAUUUGUCUUGAUCUCCUUUGAUCUGUAUGCCUAGGUAUAGAAGCAUUUUCAGCUUGCUGCAUCACAUUUUCUCCGUUCUUAAUUGUUCAUCAUCUUUGAUUUGCAUGUGUGUAUAUUCAAUCCCUCUCAUUCAACAGGUGACAACAAUCUCAUUUCAAACAAAUAGCACCUGAUAGAUUUUAUCCACAAGCUUGAAUUCAUCAUUUUUCAGGAGUCUAUGUUCAGAGUGUAUUAACACAAAAAUUAUGUAUCAUACACAAUCAG